This is a messenger RNA of Siniperca chuatsi (mandarin fish), 2205 nucleotides long. RefSeq names its product SAC3 domain containing 1 (gene sac3d1). The transcript has 4 exons. The record is from RefSeq and is a predicted model, not a curated record. Gene Ontology annotation, biological process: spindle assembly; centrosome duplication. NCBI's taxonomy places the organism in Eukaryota, Metazoa, Chordata, Actinopteri, Centrarchiformes, Sinipercidae. Bases 398 to 1594 code for a protein of 398 amino acids. Gene Ontology annotation, cellular component: centrosome; spindle; nucleus.
ACUGAAAGUAUGUCUCUGUCAACCCUGAAACGUAAAUUUGAUAUGAAAACCGUCAGUUUAACCCUACCUGGACUGGAAAGUAUUUGUUUCUUUUACCGCCAUCUCCAAACUGCUAUUUUGUAUUACAUUAAUUUGCCUUUGUUUAAAAUUUGUCGUUACCAAAAACAAAAAAAGAGGUUUUAAAUAGGCUGCUGAAAAUGUCUGGCCCAUCUACAUUUCCUGGUUUUAAAAUCUGACCAAAUUGAAUUUGUAAUUGAAUAGCCCUGCCAUAUACUGUAUAAAAGUUAGAUCUAAACCAUCGCGUCCAUUUCCGGAUGUGGCGUUAUAGCAAAACAACAAUGAUACAUUUUUAUUGGCUGAUGCUGGAAAGUGACGACCGGUCUUUUCUUAAGGACCAAUGAACCGCAGUAGAACGCAUCGUCGCGUCUCUCACUCUCAGCGGAGGGGUGCACCAGAAAGAGGAGAAUGGAGACAAAGAAAUGAAGAGCAAUGGCGAGGCCCAGGCAAAACACAGGUGAAGGAGGUGGAGGUGGAUGACAGACGUGAGCAGCAGGGGAAAGAAACAGUGCCCAGGGGGACCUGCCAGACCAUGUGCCCCGCUCGUGAGCUGCAGGACCGUGAGGCGCAGAACCGCCUUCACCGUUUUGAGAUAUUAGCAGGCACAGAAAGAGAUCGACGGCCCAGGGGAGACCCCUUGCGUGCUGUCAAAGAGUAUUCCAGACCAGCAGCAGGGAAAGACUCAACGAACCCCACUGACCUCCGUCCACCUGCAGUGUUGCUGAAAACUGUGUGUUACCUUAUUGAUGACAUCGCUGCCUACCAUAAUCUGAAUGCUUGGACUGAGGUGUACAGCUUUGUCUUUGAUCGGCUUCGUGGUGUGAAGCAGGACAUGAUCAUCCAGAGGGUGUCUGGGUUGAACUGCGUAGCCAUUUUAGAGCAGACGGUGCGUUUCCUCAUCUAUGCCUCUUAUCGGCUCUGUGGUGAGCCCCUGCGGCUCUACGACCCACGCAUUAACGACACACACCUACAGGAGAAUCUGAGCUGGCUGUUGAAUUGCUACGCAACUGGAACUGGACCGCAUCCCAACCAGGAAGAGUUCCAGGCUCUUGGUCUGCUCUAUAAUUUGGGUUCAGCUCGUGCCACGCAGCACAUCAUGGAGCUCCCUGUGCGGCUCCGCAGCUCUCCUGCCAUCACACUCGCUCUGUCCAUCAACAGAGCUUUUCUGGAGCGAAACCCCGUAUGUUUGCUCCGAUUGGCUCAGAGGUUGAACUUCCUGCAGAGCUGUGCACUGCACCGUCACCUGGUGGCCUGUCGUAGGGAUCUGCUGCUAAUAUACAGCCACGGAUACAGCAGCCGCAACUGUCGUUUUCCUCUUGACAGACUGGCUCGGCUCUUGUCUUUAGACAUGUCACUCACAGCCCGACUCUGCCAGGAGUAUGGAGUGGAGGUUAACCAGGACAACCAAGUGGUUUUCUCCAAGGCUGCAUUCACUGAGCCUGAACAAGGGAAACUGCACUGCAAACUGUAUCACAACAUAGUGGCUGAGAAACAGAGAGACCUCACUAUUGGGAACAUAAUUCACGGUUGCACUUGAGACAAAUAUGAGGAGUAAAUCAGUAAUACAAGUAAUGUGAUGCUUUUAUUGGUAUCCAUAGGGAAAUUGUGUUUGCUCCUGUCCCUUCACUGGAAGAUCACUGCAACUGGCAGGGAUUUAAAGUCUUGUUUAAGGACACUUCAGCAGUGUAUUUGUGUUGUCAUUAAGUGAAUUAAUCUUUCUACUCUUGUUAUCGUAUUUGAGCCAUGGGGCUUGCUUCUAGGAUGCACGCCAGUAUGUUUUACCAAUGAAAUGUUUUAGAUUAUGUUCAAUUCAAGGGUCGGGGUUGUUGUUAAGCUAAGGGUCUGCCAUGCUCUACCUGAGAGAGGCUGAACACCAGAACCAAAGUUCCCUCUUGGUUUUGAAUGUGCUUUUACAUCCUCAUCAUGCACUUGGUGCCUGAAUUACUUUAAGAUGUGAAUUACUUUUAUAUUGUUACUGUUAACUGGUCAUAUUGAUACUGUUUACUGUUUAAAUUUUAUGUUAAUGCCAUAUUGUGUUUUGUGAAAUAUUUCAGAAAACCUGCUUGAAAAUUUACUGUGCAACAGUGUUCAUUUAUUCUCGUCAAUGCAGUACCUCAGAAGCAUUUCAAUAAAUUUUGUUACCUGUAA